CCAGAGAAGUGCGUGGUGCCUAGACAACACCUUGCAAUCGAAGAUCGCGUUGUUGGAGGCAGCCUUCGCCCUGGCGACCGACCGUCCAAUCUUGACGGGCUGAUCGAGGGUCAGAGUUCUCUCGUUGAAAUGGUAUUUUAGGUUAACCCAAUUGUAAACAAGUCAAGAAAUAUUACAAGAAAAAUGAACAAAACAAAAGAAAAAGAAAAUGACAAGGAGGAAAAGAAACCGAUUAUCGUGCGAAACACCACGGAUUUACAGAGACUCAAGCUAGAAAAGCUGAUGAAAAAUCCUGAAAAACCUGUAAUAAUACCCGAGACUCCGAAAGAAAAAGGGGUUCCGAAUGUUCCCGAUUUCGUCAGGAAUGUCAUGGGUUCCAGUGCUGGUGCAGGUUCAGGAGAGUUUCAUGUUUACAGACACUUGAGACGCAAGGAAUAUGCCAGGCAAAAGUACAUGCAAGAGAGGGGUGAAAGAGAAAGACUUGACAAUGAAUACAAGCAAAAACUGGAGGAUUAUAAGAAACAGGCGGAGGAAAAGACGGCGAAAAAACGUGCUAAACGUCUAAAAAAGAAGCAAAGGAUGAAAAACGCUAAAAAGAACAAAACUGAAAAGAAGGAAAGCAGUGAAUCAAGUGAAUCCGAAGAUGAAACUGAAGGACACAAAAGUGAAUCUGAUUCAAAAGAAAAUGCCACAGAUUGUAAUGAUUCAAAUGAUAAGAAUAAAAAUAUGGAAUCAGAAAAGCUGGAAAAUGAUAAAAAUGAAACUGAACAAGAGAAAGAAAACUCAUAACAAUUUUAAUAAAACAUUUUCUGUUUGUAAUUAAUAAAUUAAGAAAUUUAAUAAA
Aethina tumida (small hive beetle) is the source of this 844-nucleotide messenger RNA. Its product is annotated as PRKR-interacting protein 1 homolog. Gene Ontology annotation, cellular component: nucleolus. Gene Ontology annotation, biological process: negative regulation of protein kinase activity. The coding region runs from base 184 to 789 and encodes 201 amino acids. NCBI's taxonomy places the organism in Eukaryota, Metazoa, Arthropoda, Insecta, Coleoptera, Nitidulidae. Gene Ontology annotation, molecular function: protein kinase binding; protein kinase inhibitor activity; double-stranded RNA binding. The transcript is spliced from 4 exons. The record is from RefSeq and is a predicted model, not a curated record.